Aphis gossypii (cotton aphid) is the source of this 808-nucleotide messenger RNA. RefSeq lists its product as uncharacterized. The record is from RefSeq and is a predicted model, not a curated record. Lineage: Eukaryota; Metazoa; Arthropoda; Insecta; Hemiptera; Aphididae. The transcript has a single exon. Bases 16 to 801 code for a protein of 261 amino acids.
UAUUUCAGUCUCAUUAUGAACAGAAAUAUAAUAACAAAAAAACAGCGUAUGAACACGAUUGGAAGUGGACUUAUUGAAAUAGAAAGAUUUAGAAAAGGUUCAAAAACUUUCGUAAUUAAGAACUGUGAAAAUUAUAUAGAUUACAAAUUAUUUUUUAACUAUAUUUUACAUGAGUUAAUUUUAAAGUUAAGACAAUCGUGUAUUAAAACGUCGAUCAAAUUUAAUUUACACGUUGACGCUACUUACACACGUCCUAUAACACAUGAUAAACAAGAUGUAGCUUUUAAAACUUCGAAUGUUUUAGCAUGUAAUUCAUCCGAUUUCGCUAGUUUGUUAAACAUAAAGUUUGAUAAAAUAUUAGCUGAAGAAUCUGAAUUUAUUGCUAAAGGUUCAGGAUGGACACUUGUUUCAAUAGAUGGGUUACAGUUGAGAAUCAAUUUAGUAAAUCCAUUAAAAGGAGGUACAUAUUUAGAUUUACCUAAAUUUAUACGAGAAAAAAAGGCUAUUAUAAACGUUAAAAAUAAAGAUAAAUACUGUUUUAAAUAUUCUAUACUAACCAAAUAUGAUAAGCGUUCUAAUAAAUCACGAUUUAACCAAAAAUAUUUUGAUUUUCUUGAAAAAAAGAGUGGGUUAGAUUUUAAAUGUAUUGAUUUCCCAACACCAAUAAAUCAAAUUAAAAAAUUUGAACGUUUAAAUAAUGUUUCAGUUAAUGUUUAUAGUUUAAAUAAUAAAGGUACUAUUUUCCCUCUAUUUAUAAAUAAUAAAGAAGAAAAAAAUCAUUUUGAUUUAUUUUGUCAAUAAUCAUAAA